This is a messenger RNA of Cylicocyclus nassatus, 2538 nucleotides long. The record is from the annotation of a GenBank genome assembly. Lineage: Eukaryota; Metazoa; Nematoda; Chromadorea; Rhabditida; Strongylidae.
AGUAGACGCGUCAACUUCUUGGUGGUUCCUCGAUAUGAUGAUGUAAUUUAGGAUGUCUUCCCAAAACCAAUCGGAAGACCUAGAUUCAUCCGGAGUUGAACCGGAUGUUCUUGCAGAGAAAAUCCGGGAUGUAAAUCUUGACGAAACGGUGGAUAGCGAGAUAAUGGGCGAUGCCUUACGCGAUGGCGCUACAAGCGGGUUAUCAGGUAUGGGUGAAAGCGAAGUAUCUAUGGUAUCAGAAGUCCCACCCAGUACCGUGACUAAUCAGCCAUUUCCGCAAACUAGUACAAAGGUCUACUAUCACAUAGAUGAUGAGCCAACUCCAUACCUCACUGAAGUUCACGUUCCUCCCGAUUUAAUCACGCUAGGAGAUGUCAAGCGAGUGUUGAUGCGUUCAAACUUCAAAUACUACUGUAAAGCGUUGGACCAGGAUACGGGAUGUGAAGUGAAAGCUGAGAUUCGCGAUGAUAUGGAACGGUUGCAUCGAUCGUCAAAUGGGCGCUUCGAAUUGUUUCUGCUCACUACCGAAGGUUCUACUCAUUCAGAUGGUUCAUCAGGUCUUCCGAAAAGUGCUAGGCAUCAUAUGGUUCCCGGACCAGCCCCUACGAGUAUGUAUCACCUCAGUCAGAAUGCUUACCGUCAAGCCGUUCAUCAAUAUGAUAAUAGCUUGCUCAGUACGGACUCCGAGUCAAUGAUCUCAGCCCCUGUUCCGCAAUAUAUGAAAGGAAGCUUGAACAGGAGACACGUCCAACCUCAGUAUAUAAUGGGCCAUCGUGGGCGGCGUUUUGAAGAUUCCACCAUAGGAUCCGAGAGCGAUGCUAGGAUGUUUUCAGAUGAAGACGACAGAGGUUCGACAACCACGGAUAUCACUUCUGUUUCGCGGCAACAUGAAAAUAUGUACAAGAAGCAACGGAGGCGGCGACAGUACCGACGGCCAUCUAGGGCGUCCUCUUUCUCAAGCAUAACAGAGUCAUCCAUGAGUUUGGACGUAGACACGGUGAUUCUCAACAUGGAUACUGUCAAUUUUCUGGGGAUUUCUAUAGUUGGACAAAGUUCAGCCCGUGGAGAUAAUGGAAUUUAUGUUGCAAAUAUCAUGAAGGGAGGUGCAGUUGCACUAGACGGCAGAAUAAGCGCAGGCGAUAUGAUUUUGCAAGUAAAUGAUAUCUCGUUCGAUAAUUUUACGAAUGACCAGGCUGUCGAUGUUCUGCGGGACGCAGUCGCUAGAAAAGGGCCAAUCAAGUUGACAGUUGCUAAGUGCUUUGAUAGUGGACCAAAGAGUUGUUUCACAAUCCCUAGAAAUCACCGGGACGAGCCUGUCAGACCUAUCGAUACGCAAGCAUGGAUACAACAUACUAAUGCUAUGCGAGGAAUGCCAAGUAUUUUAGAAGGGUCAGAAGGUGCGCCGACUCCAAUACCAGGAGAUUGGCCGCAUGGAAGACCGCCUAGCAGUUCAACCGUGACCUCUACUGGUUCGAACGGACAAAAUACUGUCGUAACAGGCCAACAUAUUCGAUUAGAUAUACACACCGACAAGAAAAAGGUCGUUGAAGUUAUGGCAAUGCCUAAUUCUGGUCUUGACAUAAAAAAUAGGACGUGGUUGAAGAUCCCAAUUCCAAUGUCCUUUUUAGGGAAAGAUCUUUUGGAUUGGCUUUUGGCUCAUGUUGAUGGUUUGCUGGAACGAAAAGACGCUCGGAAAUAUGCAGCUGAGCUAUUGAAGCGAAAGCUCAUCGCUCAUGUGGUCAAUAAGAUCACUUUCACUGAACAGUGUUACUAUGUCCUUGGAGAAGAGUGCGCAGACUUCGCUCGGUAUCGCGCCCACCCUGAAGAGCUUGUUGCUCAUCAGCAGCUAGCCCCUGGACAACAGCAGCGACUACAUUGGACUACAGUGCCAGGCAGCGCGACGACAAAGGCACCUGCAUCGAUGGUAAGCGGAUAUGCCUCAAUGCCAGUCUCGCCUUAUCCUCAUUUUUCUGGUCCAGGUGCGCCCAUUUCACAUCGAGGUGCCGGACCCGAUGUGAGAUCACAGGCUAGUGGUGGAUCUGGCGAUGGAAGCGGUUCAGGAAGCGAUCAUAAAAGGCGUCAGGUAGUGAUUCCGGCUGCUCCAUCGACAUCUGCUAUUCCUGCUAGACUGGACGAGGUGCCAUCUGAUCUCGCUGCUAGUCGACAAUCUUUUCGUAUGGCAAUGAAUCAUCCUUACGAGUUUUUCGUUGAUAAUCUUUGACUUAUAAUUGUUUUUUGUUAUUUUAGCUCCUCAAAAUUUUUUGAUUAUUCUAUAUUAUGACUGAAACGGCACAGUCACAUUCUUUAUGUUUCAUGUGCGGGAUGUUUUUUUCUGGCGCUGUUGUUUCUGUUUUAUGCUAUCGAUUGAUGCUUUUAUAUAAUGUACAGUUAUGUAAUUUCUUAUUAUGUACUUAUGCCUGCGGAACAGUAGCUGUCCGUGCAGGAAAACUUUUUUCAUUACGCCUCUCAAAAUGUCUAGGUUUUGUUGUAUGAAUGCUCAAUCUUCUGUUGGGUGCUCGCAUGAAAGUAAAACCUUAC